AUGAUCAAAGGAGGAAGUACAGGAAAAGUGAAAAUUUUGAGUAUGGUCUUGUGGGUGAGAAAAGUCAAACCCACACCAGUCAUGAUGAAUGCCAUUAAUCAGAGUUUGAAUACCCACAGAGCCAAAUAUCCCUUGAGAAGAGUGGAAAUGAAAACCUUUACCAUCCCCACAGGAACUCAGUCUAAGAUUACGGAUCAUCUGUUUCAAGGCCAGAUGCCUAAACGUCUCAUUUUAGGCUUUGUGGAGAAUGCGGCCUUUAACGGAGAUCAAACUAAAAAUCCCUUUCAUUUCCAAAACUUUGGAAUUAAGAAAGUAGAUGUCAGUAUCAACGGAGAGAGCAUUAGUAUUCGUUGUUUUGAGCCUAAUUUCAACGACAAUUUAUAUCUGAGAUCUUUUCUCAGUCUGUAUCAAGUCCUGGGAAAAUUAGGAGAAGAUUGGGCUCCGGACAUUACCCUAGAAGAGUAUAAAAGCGGCUACACUCUAUGGGGCUGGGAUUUCACUAAAGAUCAAGAGGCGCAAUCGGAUAAAUUCCACAUCAUAGAAACAGGAAAUCUGAGAGUAGAAGUGCAGUUUACCAACAAUACGGCUACCACCAUAAAUUGUGUGGUGUAUGCAGAAUCGAUAACCUAUUAG
Saccostrea cuccullata (small rock oyster) is the source of this 633-nucleotide messenger RNA. RefSeq lists its product as uncharacterized. The transcript has a single exon. The coding region runs from base 1 to 633 and encodes 210 amino acids. The record is from RefSeq and is a predicted model, not a curated record. Lineage: Eukaryota; Metazoa; Mollusca; Bivalvia; Ostreida; Ostreidae.